UCCCUUUCGCCCCCUUAUCUCUCUCUCUCUCUCUCUCUAGAUUUUCGCAGAGUUCUCAAUUUCACUCUCUCUCUCUCUCUCUAUAGAUUUUCACUCACCGCCAUGGCUGCGUCGUCUUCCUUCUCCAGCCUCUAGAUCGGUGGGUUUUCCUGCGGGUCGGAUAAGAUGGGCUGCGCGAGCUCCAAGCUCGAUGAUCUGCCGGCGGUCGGCCUCUGCCAGGAGCGCUGCUCCUUCCUCGACGAGGCUAUCCGCCAGAGGUACGCUUUCGCCGACGCCCACCUCGCCUACAUCAGCUCCCUCAAGAGCAUCGCCCACUCCCUCCACGACUUCUUCGAGCUCACCGGUCCCUACUCCCCCGUCCUCAACCUCCCGCCUCACCGUAAAGGAUCCGACCCCGCUCCUGCUGCGGUCCCGGCAGCCCCCAAGGGGCGCGGCGGAGGGCACGGCCACUCCCGCUCCGACUCCGGGUCCCACCUCCACUUCCCCUCCGACUCCGACGGCGAGUCCGGGUCCGGGUCGGUUUCGCUCCACCACUCGGGCCACUCGUCUCCCGUUUACUUUCACGGGGGCUCCGUUGAUUACGCGAGCCCAAGCCAAGUGGAGGCCAACAUGAUAAGUUCCCAUCAAGGUGGUUUUUUGCACAUGAAUUACAUGAAGAAAAAGGCCACCCCUUCCGUCGUGUACGAGCAGAGACCUCCUGCGAGCGGCCAAGGGACCAUUCAUUUCGGUGAAUCCUCCUCCUCCUCCUCUUCCUAUUAUCCAUACCCCUAUCAGCUCGCCAACACGUAUCCGUACAAUGGGUACCCCAAUUAUGGUGAUGCUGGUGGUGGCGGCAGCAGCGGGGGCGGUGGUUAUGGUUAUUCGUCACCACCUCCGCCGAGCUAUGGAGGCUAUGGUUACUCGCAGGCGCCGAUAGCGGCUGCAGAGUCCUCCACCAAGCCGCCCCCCCCACCGCCUUCGCCGCCUCAGCCCUCUGCCUGGGAAUUCUUGAACCCCUUUGAGACCUUCGACAGGCACUACAGCCCUUACACUCCGAGCCGCGACUCAAGGGAGGUGAGAGAAGAAGAGGGCAUACCUGAUUUGGAGGAUGAGGGGUAUCAGCACGAAGUGGUUAAGAAGGUUCAUGGGAAUCAGAAGAUCAGUGAUGCUGGGAAUUACUCGAAUGCUGGGAAUUACUCGAAGGCUGUGGCGGUAGAUGACCCCGAAGACAGGGAGGCCAAUGGGAAGCCCCAGAUGUAUCGGGCUGGGCCAGGUCCUGCAGCAGAGGGCAGCGGGGCUGAAUACGAGGUCCAUGUUGUGGAUAAGAAGGUUGUCGACGAUGACGGUGAGAGGCAGAGGUCUGAGGAGCGUCCAGAGAGUGCAGGCAGACCCAAAGGCUUUCGAGGUGUCUUCGAUGCCGUGAAGGAAAUUAAGAUCCAAUUCGAGAGGGCAUCUGAGGCUGGGAACGAAAUUGCAAAGAUGCUUGAAGCCGGGAAGCUUCCGUAUCGCCGUAAACACCAAGCAGUGACUCCCAAGAUGGUGCAAGUAGUCACUCCUCCUUCAUCAGUUCUAUCUUCAAAAGCUUCGACAUCUACAACUACAUCUACAACUACAAGCACAGAUCCAUCAUCCUCGUCUGAGGUGUCUGGGCCAGCUUCCGUUGAUGAAGACGUCGGGAUGCGAUCUGGAAAUCUCUCCUCCAGCUUACAUAAGCUUUACCUUUGGGAGAAGAAACUCUAUAACGAGGUUAAGGCUGAGGAGAAGAUGCGUGUAAACCAUGACAGGAAGGUCCAGAAGCUCAUGCGAUUGGACCAGAGGGGUGCUGAGGCUACCAAAGUUGAUGCAACUAGAACUUUGAUUAGAAACCUGUCCACCAAAAUUCGGAUCGCAAUUCAGGUUGUCGAUAAGAUAUCUGUCACGAUAAAUAAGAUACGGGAUGAAGAGCUGUGGCCCCAACUUAAUGAAUUGAUUGAAGGGCUAACCCGAAUGUGGAAAUGCAUGCUUGAGUGCCAUCAAACGCAAUGCCAAGUAAUUGGGGAAGGAGGCUUAGGUCCCAUAGGAUCGGGCAAAAUGCUUAGUGAUGUCCAUCUUGAGGCCACCUUGCAGUUUGAGCGGGAGCUCAUUAACUGGACCCUGAGAUUCUCGAGUUGGAUCAGUGCCCAAAAAGGCUUUGUCAAAGCCCUAAACAAUUGGCUCCUCAAAUGUCUCCUCUAUGAGCCUGAGGAAACUCCUGACGGGAUUGCCCCAUUUUCUCCUGGCAGAAUUGGAGCACCACCUGUCUUCGUGAUCUGCAACCAGUGGACCCAGGCCCUCGAAAGGAUCUCUGAGAAGGAAGUCCUCAAUGCAAUGCGGGACUUUGUUAUGGGCCUUCUCCAUAUAUGGAAGCAGGACAAGUUCGAGAUGAGGCAGAGGAUGGAGGCAAACAAGGACUUAGAGAAGAAGGUGAAGAAUCUUGACAGGGAGGAUCAGAGGAUUCAUAAAGAGAUUCAGGCGAUGGACAAGAAGAUGGUCCUCUUUGCUGGUGAUGGAGAUGAUCUCGCGGUGGCUGGUCCUGCCAUAUAUCCUAGUGAUAUGAGUAUCGAUCUUCAGGCGAGCUUGAGGCGGAUCUUUGAGGCCAUGGAGAGGUUUAUGGAUAGUUCAAGUAGGGCUUACGAGGAGCUCCUGCAGCGAUGCGAGGAAGAAGAAAAGCUCGCUCAAGAGCGUGGAAGAGGUUCGUAGAAGAGUGCUUGCAUUGCUCCAAUAGCACUUUCAUCAUAUUCCUCGGGAGCUUUUGGGAGGAUUUUCCCAGAAUUCACUACAGCUCUUAUCAAGAUGAAAUUUCAUGGGCCUGGGCGAAAACAGAUUCUUUCGGACCGGCUUGAUCCCAGUUGUCGCUUUGUGCUUGCUUUCCCACUCGAUUGUUUUGCGACCCACAGGGAUCGGUGGUUGUGAUCAACUCUGUCCGAAAGAGUAUUUGUUCUCAACCUGAUCUGGGGACAGAAUCAUCUCGCCAUGCGAUGGCUUCAAGUGACAGACGGUGCUUGGUGGAGGAAGGAGUGGCCCGUGGCCACCUCUUGGUGAGUAACAGGAUGUCACUGGCAUUUGAUCUUCGCCAGCUCCUGGUCCCUAAUCAUGGAAGUCGGAGAAAUACCCUGAGGUGGUUACAAAGAAUUCUAAUUGAUGAGGUGAGAAUUUUGCGUCCGAAUUGGGGAGGUGGUAGAGAGGGCAAAUCAUAUACCUGCCUUCAGUUUUGUAUGUUGUGUAGCCUUGUUAGCAGAUAGGUUUAAAUGGUAAGAGGGGGCGGUUAGAUUAAAUCAUAGACGCAAGUCGGAAACAUGCCCCCUUUGUAUAAUAUAUAAGUUCAUCUCUUCUUCUGUCUACUUCAAUUAUUUGUGUGUGUUAGUAUUCAUUUGUUUCUACUUUCUUGAACUGUACAGAUGAUGUUUAAGACAGACCAAACUGACAACGUUGGGAAGGAGUGAUGUUUCAUACCUGAUGAUGAUGUGCUCUUUUCUCC
Messenger RNA from Punica granatum (pomegranate), 3475 nucleotides. NCBI's taxonomy places the organism in Eukaryota, Viridiplantae, Streptophyta, Magnoliopsida, Myrtales, Lythraceae. The record is from RefSeq and is a predicted model, not a curated record.